Molecule: messenger RNA, 1522 nt
Organism: Colletotrichum acutatum
Lineage: Eukaryota; Fungi; Ascomycota; Sordariomycetes; Glomerellales; Glomerellaceae
Product: RTA1 like protein
Exons: 3
Coding region: 359-1285 (308 amino acids)
Cellular component (GO): fungal-type vacuole; plasma membrane
Source: RefSeq, a predicted model, not a curated record
CGAAAUGAGAACAAACCCUUACUCCCUAUCGAGAAAUGUCUCUCUCCCUGCAGAUAAAGCGUAUAUAUUAUCUACCCUCUUUCCCCGUGCUCGAAAUGAAAGGUGCGAUGUUUGCUUGUGGAUUCCCAAACUGCUUCACCUUAGCUAGGCCCGAGCUCGAACAAUCCGACUGUUUAAGACAUCCCCUUAAAUCCUCUGGCACGUAAACACAACGAGACAAGAUAAGGAGCACGACAACCACCUCGACUACUUACCCUUCACACGCAACUCUUCCCUUCUACUUUCUUUCCUCACCUCCAGAAGUAGAACUCCACCGACUCACCGAAAACGAAAAGAAACAUCACCACCAUCAACAACAAUGGCCGGCCCACCGCCCCCUCUCCCGCCCUACAUCGUAACCUUCGGCCCCAAGUCAAAUUGCACCCUCGACAUCUGCCCGCUUGAGUACAGCCUGUACAAGUACCGCCCCAACCUGGCCGUCAACAUCCUCUUCCUCGCCCUCUUCGCCCUCGCCGGCGCUGUCCACGUCGUCCUCGGCAUCAAGUGGCGCCAGUGGUGGUUCAUGGCCUUCAUGCUCGCCGGCUGCCUCAGCGAGAUUGUCGGCUACGUGGGCCGCAUCGUCAUGUACAAGAACCCGUUCGAGUUCAUCGCCUUCAUGCUCCAGAUCGUCUUCAUCACCAGCGGACCUGUGUACUACACCGCCGCCAUCUAUGUUACCAUUUCAAAGGCCAUCGAAUCCUUCGCCCCAGAGCUCUCCCGCAUCCCCACAAAGUACAUCUACUGGCUCUUCAUCUCCUUUGACGUCUUCUGCCUCGUCCUCCAGGCCGCCGGCGGCGCCCUGAGCACCACCUCCUCGGGCAGCUCCGACGUGGGCGUCGACCUCGCCAUGGCCGGCCUCGUCAUCCAGGUCAUCGUCCUCGUCGCCUUUUGUUCGCUUUUCGCCGACUACAUGAUCCGCUACACGCGGUCCGACGUCGCGCGGGCGCUGACGCGUCGCGAAAAGACGUUUUUCGGGUUCCUCGCGCUGGCGGUCGUGCUUAUCCUCGCGCGGUGCGCCUACCGUGUCGAUGAGCUUAGUGAAGGGUAUUCGAAUUCGGAUAAGAUUACGAAUGAGGGGUUGUUCAUUGGGUUGGAGGGAGUACUCGUCAUCUGCGCUGUCUUUUCACUGUGCCUUGGACACCCCGGGCUCCUGUUUGGCAAGCCUCAGGCUUCGAAUGGUGUGAGAAAGGAGUCGAGUGUAGAGAGCGGCACCGAGAGUGCUGCGGCUGAGGUGGAGCGCAAGUGAUUUCAGAUACCAUUCUGCAGAGCGGGACUCGAUUUAGCAGUGUAUUUUCUCUUUGCGUUACUCUUUCUCGUUGAUUUACACGUUGAUGAGCGGACAUCGAAGCGUAGCUCUGUUGCUCUCACCUUGAUUGGUUUUGGGUUUCCUACGGCAUUAGAAGCGAUAUCAGUAUGACAUGAACACAUAGACACGGCGAUUAACGACACUAAAGACCAUUGAAUCAUAUCCAACAGGACUAGC